This is a messenger RNA of Oppia nitens, 665 nucleotides long. Its product is annotated as actin-related protein 2/3 complex subunit 3-like. The transcript has 5 exons. Lineage: Eukaryota; Metazoa; Arthropoda; Arachnida; Sarcoptiformes; Oppiidae. Bases 40 to 597 code for a protein of 185 amino acids. Gene Ontology annotation, biological process: Arp2/3 complex-mediated actin nucleation; regulation of actin filament polymerization. Gene Ontology annotation, cellular component: Arp2/3 protein complex; cytoskeleton. Gene Ontology annotation, molecular function: actin filament binding. The record is from RefSeq and is a predicted model, not a curated record.
UAAUAAACUACAUACCAGUGCCCGUCACCAUCAUUAACAAUGCCGUCCUAUCACUCGACACUUACGUCCAACAAAUCCAUAGCCAACAUGUCUUUUAUGACAUUUCGGACCAAAUUUCGCGGACCAGUUAUCAAUCUGAAUGAUGAACACCUUGGAAAGGAUGAGCUCCAGGGCGUCGACAUCAUCGAUGAGGCCAUACUAUACUUUAAGGCCAACGUCUUCUUCAGUUCGUACGAGAUUCAGAGCGAAGCCGACCGUAUUAUCAUAUAUUUGACGCUUUAUAUCAUUGAAUGUCUUAAGAAGAUUCAAAGGUGCAAUAACAAGAACGCUGCCGUCCAAGAGUUGACUCAAUUGGCCAUUAGUCGGUUCGACAUUCCCGGUGACCCGCGAUUUCCGUUGAACGGUGUCUUUCAGAAACCAAAGACUGCCGACGAAACAGAACUGAUGCGCUCAUACAUCCAACAAUUGAGACAGGAAUGCAGUGUCCGGAUUGCCAACCGGGUGUUUGAAACGGAUAAUGGCCAGCCAUCUAAAUGGUGGACCUGUUUUGCCAAACGAAAAUUUAUGAAUAUCUCGCUUUCGGGUCCCGGAAAUUGACGGAUAUAUUUAUAUACAGUUAUAUUGAUUGAUAUAUACGAACAUUCACUUUAAAUGUUAUUUUUUUU